This is a messenger RNA of Thalassophryne amazonica, 3087 nucleotides long. Its product is annotated as probable C-mannosyltransferase DPY19L3. NCBI's taxonomy places the organism in Eukaryota, Metazoa, Chordata, Actinopteri, Batrachoidiformes, Batrachoididae. The record is from RefSeq and is a predicted model, not a curated record. Gene Ontology annotation, cellular component: nuclear inner membrane. Bases 541 to 2823 code for a protein of 760 amino acids. The transcript is spliced from 17 exons. Gene Ontology annotation, molecular function: mannosyltransferase activity.
GAGGCCAACGCUGGACUGUUCCGAGCUUGGAUCCUAAAAGCACUGAAUCAGAGAAACAGGAGUUCAAUGAGGAGGAAAUGUAGAAGGGAGUCAGUGUUCACAGAGAAGCAAACAAGCUUUCGGGGCGAUGAGCAAUAUGUGAACUUGUUAACUGGGUCUGUUUUCUUUGACCUUAAUUUAAAUGGAGGAUUAGCCAUCUCAUCAGAGUUCCUGGUGAAAAGCCAAGGCUUGUUUUGCCUCCGGCAAACCAUAAAAGAAGGAUUUGGGAAGGAAACUAGCUGCUCAUUUCCUCAGAGAAAGCUUUUGCAUAUUUCCUUUGGCAAGGAACUUGAAGCGAUUAAAAAGCUAAUUUACUUGGACUGACUUCAAGAAAAGAAGAACACGGCGUGUUGAUAUAUAUUUUUUUCACUGUAAUGGAUUUGGAUCAGUUCUGCAGCGGAACCCAGAAGCGUGCUGGUUAUCUACCUGGAUUCAGCUCAUCAAAGGAUCUAUGAACAUACGGAUAAUAUCUGGAGUUUUUUUUUUCUUUCUUUCCAGGCAAUGACACGCCGUCAGAGAGUUAAGACGAGCAAACUAGAAUGCAAAUUAGUCUUUUCAGAAGACGUGGCUGAAGGGAGGUGCAGGAAGGCUGUGUUUGGGAAAGGAAGGUCUAAUGUCACACAUGAAGGGGGCUCGGCUCAGUCUCGUCCGCUCUCAGAAUCCUGUAAUUGUUCCGAUUCAGACACUUCAUCCCGGUGGCCUUGGAGACGGUGCGUUUCCAUGGCAGCAGGGCUGGUAUUGGCUGUGCUGCUGGCACUGUCUCAGACCUGGUGUGUUAAUGCCAUACACGAGAACCUGCUGUGGUUCUCACAGCUCCCGGAGGUCGAGCGGGAGAUCUCCUUUCGGACCGAGUGUGGACUCUACUACUCCUACUACAAGCAAAUACUGCAGGCUCCGUCCAUACAGGAAGGUCUCUCAGAGUUGAUCCAUGACAACUUGACAGAAUCCAAGAGGACUAUUAAUCUCCUGCAGAGAAUGAACAUCUACCAAGAGGUGUUUCUUGGUGUUCUCUACAGACUGCUGCCCAUACAGUCCUAUCUGGAGCCGAUGUAUUUCUAUAUUUACACAGUGUUUUCACUUCAAGCGGUGUACGUGAUCGCUUUGUACCUGACGGCGUGGCUGCUGUCGGGUUCGUGGCUGGCCGGGGUGCUCACCGGCUUCUGGUACAUCCUCAACAGGGUGGACACCACUCGUGUGGAGUUCACCAUCUCCCUCAGAGAGAACUGGUCUCUGCCCUUUCUGGCUCUCCAGGUCACAACCAUCACGUGUUACCUCCGGCCUCAGCUUGGCGCCAUACAGCAGAAGGUGAUGGUGUGGUUGAUGUACGUGAUGACCUUCUGGUUCUGCCUGACUUGGCAGUUUAACCAGUUCAUCCUUCUGGUUCAGGCUCUCAUCAUUUACAGCCUCGACUGCAUGGACUUCAUAACCACCACACAGGUGACCACGCUGUACCUGGUUCAGGUGAGCGGCUUGUUGAGCGUUUGGUUCUUUCAGUUCUGUAACUCCAUGAUUCUGGGCUCCCUGGUCCUCAGCUUCAUCGUAGCCGCGCUCUUCGUCAGACACUGGCAGUCGGCUCUGAAAGUGGGAAACCUGCUGGUCCGUUUGGCCAAACUGCUCCUCCACACCCUCCUGGUUCUCCUUCUCACCGUCACCUUGAACUACCUGACAAAGAAGGCGCUUCGGCUCAGAUCAGACGAGCACAUCUUUAAAUUCAUCAAGUCAAAGUUGGCCUUGGGGCCCACGAGAGAUUUCGAUGCCAGUCUGUAUUUGUGCGAGGAAGCCUUCGGCCUGCUGCCCUACGAUACCUUGGAACGUCUGUCUGGCACUCUGCUGCUUCAACCAUACGUCGUCACGUUGCUGGUGCUUGGCGCCGUGCUGGGAGCGGCGGCGUUGCACAACUUAAGCAGGCUGAACGUCAUCUCCGCCGAGGACGAGAAAGGACUGGGAGAGUGGAGACUUGUGUCGCUUCGUCCAGACGUGGCCUAUAACGUGCUGCAUUCACUGUUCUUCGGCCUGCUGGCUUUCAGCACAAUGAGGAUGAAGUACAUAUGGACGGGCCACAUGUGUGCAUUUGCAGCGUAUGGUGUCUGUGGAACAGACGUUUGGACUCUGAUUCUCAAAACUCUCCGCUGCAACCAUAAAAUUCUGUUGAGGCUCAUCAGAUACGCAGUUCCACUUGCAGUGAUCGCUUGCCUGUAUUACAAGUUCUGGCCAAAACUGAUGGAGGAGUUGUCGGAACUGAGGGAGUUUUACGAUCCCGACACCGUGGAGCUCAUGACCUGGAUCAGCACCAAGACGCCAAAACGGGCUGUGUUUGCCGGCAGCAUGCAGUUGCUGGCUGGAAUCAAGCUGUGCACAGGCAGAGUUCUCACCAACCACCCCCAUUAUGAAGAUAAAGACCUGCGGGAGCGGACCAGGCAGGUGUACCAGGUGUACGCGCGCCGUUCCCCGGAGGAAGUGCACGACAUACUGAGAGCUGCCGGCGCCGACUACGUGGUGCUGGAAAACAGCAUCUGUUAUGAGAGAAGGCACAGACGAGGCUGCAGACUCAGAGACCUGCUCGACCUCGCUAACGGACACAUCAUGGACGGACCAGGAGAGGACGACCCAGACUUGGUUCCCGCCUCGCACCCUCGCUUUUGUGAGGCCAUUAAGACUGAUGCGGCAGCUUACACCGCCCUGUUCACCAGAACUUUUCAGAACAAAACCUUCCACGUGUACAGACUGAAGAAGAAAUGUAAGAAAAGUGCCAAGAGCCUCGGCGAGCCCGACGUGACCCCGUAGCAGGAGCAGGGUCUGCAGAAGCUUGCAGAGCUGGGCUCGAGGACAGAGCGUGGUUCCGGCUGUGAUCGUGCCCAUUAUUUUUGAACACACAGCCUUGUAAACGGCGGAGCGGCGGCCAGGUUCACGCUCUCGGCAGGAUUGUUUUAGUUACUGGAGCAUGGAGGCUCCUGCAGGACUUCCACUUUGGGUGGCUCCAUGCCGGCACACAUAAACACCAACAUACAAAUCAGCCUGCUCAUUAGCGUCUGGUGUCCAGAUGUAAAU